Solanum pennellii is the source of this 1532-nucleotide messenger RNA. RefSeq names its product nuclear speckle splicing regulatory protein 1-like. The transcript is spliced from 6 exons. Gene Ontology annotation, biological process: regulation of alternative mRNA splicing, via spliceosome. The record is from RefSeq and is a predicted model, not a curated record. Bases 198 to 1139 code for a protein of 313 amino acids. Lineage: Eukaryota; Viridiplantae; Streptophyta; Magnoliopsida; Solanales; Solanaceae.
GAUCCAAACAGGCCCAGUUUACUAUCGUCGCCGGUACUCCAUUCCGCCACCGCCUCUCUGCCGCCGGACCACCGCCUUCUUCCGACGGCUCUAGUUUUCUACUGUUGAUCGAGAACAGAACUUGCCGCACUGUUUUAGGGUUUGGAAACGUCAGCUACAAAUUAAAGGACCUGUACUUUUGAAGUUGAUAGUGAAUCAUGAAAAAAUCGGGAUAUGGUUUACAGUUAAGAGUUCCACCAUCGCAGCAGAAGAAGAAACAGCCGGCGAGGCCUCCGCCUCCUAAAGCACUUGGUUUUGGGGAUGGUGAUGAUGAUGAUGUUGAGAAAGAAAUUUCUCGUCAUGCCUCUAAGAAUAAGGCUCUCAAAGAUAUUGAAGAACAACAUAAGAAGGCUUUAGAAGAGGACCCUUCAGUAUUUGAUUAUGAUGGAGUGUAUGAUGAUAUGAAAGUGAAGGCUGUCCAACCUCGAGCUCAGGAUCGCGAAGAGAGGAAGCCAAAGUAUAUCCAGAUGCUAAUGGAGAAGGCAAAACAACGAGAACGGGAGCAUGAGGUCAUUUAUGAGAGGAAAAUAGCAAAAGAGAGGAGUAAAGAUGAUCAUCUUUUUGCAGACAAAGACAAGUUCGUCACUGCUGCUUAUAAAAGGAAACUUCAAGAGCAGGCUAAGUGGUUGGAGGAAGAGCGUCUUCGUGAGCUACGAGAGGAGAGAGAUGAUGUUACUAAGAAGACUGACAUCAGUGAUUUUUACUUCAGUCUUCAGAAAAAUGUUGCCUUUGGAGGCGAGGGCAAGUCCAAGAAGGCUGUGAAUCAUCAUGAACCGGAAGCAGUUCAGACAGAAGAAAAGCCUUCAUCAUCAGCGGAUGUACAUUCACACAUGUCUAGGGAGAUAAAGACACAAGAUCAUGAACCUUCUGUUUCUCCUCCUCGUAAGGAAAGGACUGAUGGAGCCGCAGAUAUGAAACCUCCUUCAGAUGGUUUGUCUGAAAAGAGGGCUGAAAAACUAACUUCCGACAAUGUACCAACUACUACCACUGAACCUGCGGCAAGUGAUCAACCAAAAGUUGACCAUCAUAAAAGAAGUCUGGACGCUGUUGCUGCAGCUAAGGAACGGUUCUUGGCUAGGAAGAAGGCGAAGGAACAAUAGGUUCCAGCUGCUGCUCUUGUUCUUUUGGGCUCUGAUCAAAGCUGCAUAGCUUCCUUGUUUUUGAAACUUCUGGACAAUGGAGUAGGGUUGUCAAGGAUCAACCGGAAAUCGCCUCUCUAUCCCGUAAAGGUUGGGGUGAGGUUGCAUACAUCUUAACUCUCCUGUCCACUUGUGGGAUUAAAUUGGGUUUAUCGUUGUUGUCUUAAAAGUAGAAAUAGUGCCCACAAGUUACUUUUUGGUUCCCGCUUUUGAAAAAUAGCUAUUGUAAUGAUAUUUAAAAGUCUAGAAACUGGAACCCUCAGAUAUUAUCAUGAAAUAUUUCAAAUUGAUUUUGAAACUUCAAGAUAAUAACUAUUUUUUCACUUAUUGGGGCUGAAAAGUGAUUUAUUUUGU